This is a messenger RNA of Myxocyprinus asiaticus (Chinese sucker), 4614 nucleotides long. RefSeq names its product DBH-like monooxygenase protein 1 homolog. NCBI's taxonomy places the organism in Eukaryota, Metazoa, Chordata, Actinopteri, Cypriniformes, Catostomidae. The transcript has 12 exons. Bases 68 to 2041 code for a protein of 657 amino acids. Gene Ontology annotation, molecular function: dopamine beta-monooxygenase activity; copper ion binding. Gene Ontology annotation, cellular component: secretory granule membrane. The record is from RefSeq and is a predicted model, not a curated record. Gene Ontology annotation, biological process: dopamine catabolic process; norepinephrine biosynthetic process; octopamine biosynthetic process.
UCUUGCCCUCGGAAGUUGCAUAUUUCCACACACUGCUACUCAAUGGAUAAAAAGCGUCCUUCCUUGAAUGCCACUGGUUUUGUUUUCGAUUAAGUUCUACACUUCACACGACAUGUCAGAAAAUAAGCUCCUUUGCGCUGUAGUUUUCUUAACUUCACUGGUUUGCUUAGCGCGCUCACAGGGGACGGGAUUUGUUCAUUCAGCUACCUUAGAUGCGGAUGGGAGAUACAACAUUAAGUGGGGAUUUGACGAGUCAACGAUAACGUUUGAAGCGGAAGUGGAAACGAAAGGAUAUAUAGGAUUUGGCUUGUCACCGAACGGUGCGAUGGCUUCGUCUGAUAUCGUGAUAGGUGGUGUGCUCAACGGAAAUCCGUAUCUUGUGGACUACUUUACAGACUCAAACAGAGAGGUCCAGAGAGACCCACAGCAGAGCUACAGGCUGCUGUACGGCAGAGAGAAUGACACACAUACUGUCCUGGCUUUCAGCAGAAACCUCCAGACUUGUGAUGACAAUGACAAAGUAAUUACGGGCAGUACAGUGAGAGUGAUCUGGGCGUUCCAUGCAGAGGAUGUGGGAGUGUCAGGACCAGUCUACCAUGGCAUGAACCGAGGCAGGAAGAGUGUACGUUUACUCAAUCCUGGAACCAGCUCCAGCAUCCCAGCAGGAACAGCUUUCUUUGACCUUCAAAAUGAGAAGGUUCCUGUGCCUCAGAAGGACACAACAUACUGGUGUCAGAUCUUUAAAUUCCCAGAGUUGAAGAGGAAACAUCAUGUUAUCAGAAUAGAGCCAUUGAUACAGAAGGGUCAUGAGAAUCUGGUCCAUCAUAUUCUGCUUUACCAGUGUGACAGCAAUCUGAACAAGAGUGAGAUCAACUGGGGACAUGAAUGCUACCAUCCAAAUAUGCCAGACUCCUUCUUCACAUGUGAAACCGUUGUGUUUGCCUGGGCCAUUGGGGGCGAGGGCUUCACGUAUCCUCCACAUGUUGGAAUGUCUAUAGGAACCUCAAUAGACCCAGUUUAUGUACAGAUGGAGAUUCAUUUUGACAACCCGUCUUUACAAAGAGGGAUAGUGGACAGCUCAGGCCUUCGUCUGUACUAUAGCCCCAGCCUGAGGCGCUAUGAUGCCGGGGUCAUCGAGACGGGAGUGUGGGUCAGUCUCUACCACAUGUUGCCCCCAGGCAUGCAGGAUUAUAUUACAGAAGGACACUGCACUCAGGAGUGUCUCCAGGAGUCAUUGGACAGUGAGAUGCCCAGUGGAGUAAAUGUGUUUGCAGUUCUGCUCCACGCUCACCUGGCGGGUCGGGGUAUCAGGACUCGACAUUUCCGGCAGCACGUUGAGUUGCACCCACUGGCCUCAGAUGACCAGUUUGAUUUCAACUUUCAAGAGUUCCAGCCGCUCAGCCAGGAGAGGCUCAUCUUGCCUGGGGACUCUCUAAUCACAGAAUGUAGAUAUAACACUAGAGGCAGAAUUAAUAUGACUUGGGGAGGUCUUAGCACACGGGAUGAGAUGUGUUUGUCAUAUCUGCUGUACUACCCGAGGGUCAACCUAGCCAGGUGUGAGAGUUUACCAGAAAUAUCCGGCCAGCUCAAAUUUAUUGGAGUCAGAGAGAUCCAGGAACCUGUUACAACCUGGCCCUUUGUGAUAAAGAGUCCUAAGAAAUACAGCAACCUUUCUUUCACGGAGGCCAUGGAUAAAUACAGGUGGACGAGGAAGAGAGGGAAGGCGUUCAAUGAUGUUGUAAGGAAACUCCCCAUGAAUGUACGCUGCUCCAAGAUGGGCCAAGAUGAGUGGUCGAUUCAAGGCAUGAUCGUCUCUUCACCGGAGCUGAAAUCAGAGCAGGCGUCUGCUGCUGUUGUGGCCUGCAGAAAUAACUCACAGACUCAGUGUGAAGGUUCCCUCUCUCUGCUUCUUACUGUAUGCCUCCUGCUCAUACUGCAGACCUACUUACACAUGUCUACUGUCAUCUCAAUGUCCUAUAUUCCUGUACACACAUACCACAUGUCUCCACUGGCCCCGACCAUCCCCAAUUACUGUCACUGAAGUGGUUAUAAACAGCAAAGUGAGACUCAUCCUCUGAUUUAUACACAUUGGAGUCCCUUUAGGGUAAUAAUGAUGUGUGACUCACCCUUACCUAAAUCAAGCUCAUCACUUGCAUUGAGCACAACUUUGUUGUAUUAAUGUAGGUUGUAGUCACUUCCAGGACCCAUUUAUACUUGUCAUGUAAUAUCCUUUGGUUAAUGCUCACUUGAGUCUCUCCGUCUCUUCUAAUGAACGCCCCUUCGUAGCUGUAAAUCAUCAUAAUCUCACAACAUAAUCUCACCACAUCGGCUGUAACACUCUAGAAAUCCAGCUCACCAUAAAAAUAUUGGAGUCCAAAAGUCUGGAAACACGUAAAAAUGCUGUUUUAAUAAUUUAAUACAGUUUUUUAUUAAAAAAUUAUGUUAACUGUAAAAUAUUGAUUGAUUUGUUUGAAAAUCUGAGUCAAAAAAUUAACAUGAAUUUCAUAAUGUCUUAGUAUUUUGUUGUCCCCUAUUGCUUUAAUGACAGCAUGCAGACAAGCUGGCAUGGAUUCCAAGAGUUUGUGCAAAACCUGAUGAUCCAUGUUACCCCAGUAUGAUUUGAGAAUGUUCCAAAGAGCAUCUUGUGUGCUUUAAUGGAAACAAGGAAAUCUGAACUUUUAUACAAAGGAGUUAACAUGGUCAAUGUCACAAAUGUUCUUCUUUGAUUAGUGGCUUAUACCUGUAGAAGUAGUGCAUAUCUUAAAGGGGUCAUGACAUACUCUUUUUUUUAUAAUUUUGUUAUCUUAUUUGAGGUCUAUGCAUAAUGUUAGUAUAGGCUUUUUGCACCAAAACAGUCAUAAUUUAGUAAUACAUAAUAAUUUUCCACCCUGUCUCUGGCCCUCUGUCUGAAAUGCUCAGUUUCAAGCUCUCUGGCCCUUUAAAACUUCAAUGUAAAUGCCCACUGUUCUGAUUGGCUAGCAUCAUGCAGCCCCACAAAUACAGACAUAUUUGAAACGCAAUCCAAAGAAAAGGAACAAACUCUAUAAGACCACAACAUUUAUAAAACUAAAUUUCAGGAUUAACAUUUAACGCAUUUCUAACACAUUUCAUCUGAAUAUAUUAAACUGUUCACGCAGCAUCAUAAACUAUCAAACAGUCAUGACAUAUGAAAUAUUCAUGAAUGAAACUGUUUACUUUGUUUUUGCAGUCCAGUAGUGUUUUAACUGCUCCAUCCUUUAAUAACAGUGCCUUUGCAAAGCUUGAAUCAUAUUGUGACUGGUUCACAAGCAAUCUAUGCUGAUAUAAGCCGAAAAAUCAUACAAUCCAUGCUGAAAUGUUCUGAUUACGCAAACGUAAUACAAUCCUUGGUGAUGCUGAGUGCUUCAACCGGCUUCAACAGGCCAAAGCAGAGACGCUGGUCUUCACAUCUUACAUCUUCCGUGUUUGUUUACACAUAGAAUGGCAUGUAUUUCUCCCAGUCAGUGGCAGCAGCAGAAUGAGAUGCAUUUUUAAAAGUUGCACUUGGACCGCUCUUAAAACACAUCGCCGGAAACGCAUUAAAACGCAUUAAAACAAUCAAAGAAUCCAUUUAGGUGCAUGUUUACAAAAGACUAAAAAUUAAAAAUCGCACAGAUGAAAGCAAAAACAUCCAAGGUGCCUUCAAAACAACAAGAAACAGUGCAGCUAAAUGAAACACAAUGGAGGUCUCCUUUUUAGCGUUAUAACUUGACAUCGCAUCUUUUAAAAGCGGUGUGAGAUGAACGACAAUGGUCAAAGCCAUUCAUCUAGUGUAGACAAUCAUUUAAAUCCAGAUACGCACAUGAAGUUGUCCUGUGUAAGUCUUCUUUGGAUUAAUCUCCCAUGACAGGCCCUCUCUUCUCUUCACCUGUCUGACAGACAGUGAGCACCAGUGGGCGGGCCAAGGGUGCAGUGAUGAAAGGUAGGUUGAUGUCUUUCUGAAGAGGCUGUCAUAUGCAGAUGUAUUCUUGUGACAUCGCAAGUUCCACAAAUUCCAAACUGCCCAUUUCUAUAACCUGGUUUAAAUAAAUGCUAUUUUUCUAUUAAGGAGGAAGUUUUCAAUUCUGAAAUUACAGUAUGUUUUUAUAGUACAGUGACCUCUUAAAUGUCAAAAGAUCAAGGAAAAUUUGAUUCCUCAUGUCAUGACACCUUUAAUUUUUUAUUUUUUAUUUGACUUCAUAGCAUUUCUUUGUUUAAUAAUUUUCUAAAUCCGAUGAUUUCUAAAAAACUAUUUCCAUGUUUAAGUUAGAUUUUGAAUCCCAUAUUUUCAGUGUGGACUUUGGUCUUGGUCUAGUUCCUCCGGAGAUCUCAUAUUAACCGUAUCGUCAUCCUUUGCUACUGUAAGAAUGAGCACUGUCAUACAAACUUCCUCAAAAGUGAUAUAUAUUUGAGCACUUUUCUCUGACUCUCCUCAACAUAUUAGUUUUAUUAAAAGUUACACUGUUAAAUAUUCCCUAAAAAUUCCCCAUCUAACAAAUACAAAAUCUUUCAGUCAAGAGCUCUGUUAGUCUCAUUAUAAGCUAAAUGUGUGUUUUAUAAAUGAAUGCUGGCAUUACAUUCAAAACCAUAACAGUUUUAUACUCUGUAUGUCUUUGA